Messenger RNA from Ricinus communis (castor bean), 2078 nucleotides. RefSeq names its product aluminum-activated malate transporter 9. Bases 207 to 1940 code for a protein of 577 amino acids. Gene Ontology annotation, cellular component: plant-type vacuole membrane. The transcript has 7 exons. NCBI's taxonomy places the organism in Eukaryota, Viridiplantae, Streptophyta, Magnoliopsida, Malpighiales, Euphorbiaceae. Gene Ontology annotation, biological process: malate transport. The record is from RefSeq and is a predicted model, not a curated record.
UUCCAAAAUCUUGGAACUAAGUGCAUGUCCUCUGUUAUUGGAAAGAAAAAGUAAACUGCAAGCAACAUUUUAACUGAAGCAUUUGUUCUUCAAUUCCAAUUUUCGUAUGGAGAAACAUUUAAUUUUAGCUAGCUACUUCUUUUCUUCUUACUUUUUUUGCAUAGUAGUAUCCGUAAAGAAGGGAAGGCAGUGAAGAAGUGGUGAAAAUGGACAAUAGGCAUUUUCUUCUGGGGAGUUUUAAUGGAGAAGUUGAUGAAACAAGUAAAUCCACAUGCCUUAGUUUGUUAAGUGGAAAAGUCAGGAGAUCCUUGAAUGAGUUGCAAGAUUUUGCCAAGAAAGCAUGGGAUAUGGGUCGGUCCGAUCCUCGGAAGAUCAUAUUUGCAAUAAAAAUGGGAAUGGCAUUGUCAAUCGUAUCAUUGCUCAUAUUCUGUAAAGCAGUUGAGGAUAUUUCUCAGUACUCUAUUUGGGCAAUAUUAACAGUCAUUGUUAUGUUCGAGUAUACAAUAGGAGCAACCUUUAUAAAAGGUUUUAAUCGGCUACUGGGCACUCUGUGUGCUGGAAUGCUUGCCUUUGGCUUUGCGGAGCUAUCUUUGCUGGUUGGUAAAUGGGAGGAAGUUGUAAUUGUUAUCAGUAUUUUCAUUACAGGAUUUUUCGCAUCCUAUCUGAAGCUGUAUCCAACCAUGAAGCCUUAUGAAUAUGGAUUUCGGGUGUUCGUAUUGACUUACUGUAUCCUUAUGGUAGCUGGGAAUAGAACCAGGGAAUACACCGAGGCAGUUGUAACUAGAUUAGUGCUAAUUGCACUUGGUGCUUGUGUGUGUUUGGUAGUAAAUGUUUGUGUGUACCCCAUCUGGUCAGGUGAUGCUUUACACAGUAUGGUGGUGAAAAAUUUCAAGGAUGUUGCGAAUUCUGUAGAAGGUUGUGUUAAUGGGUACUUGAAAUUUGUCGAAUAUGAGAGGUUCCCCUCGAGGAUUCUAACUUACCAAUCUUAUGAUGAUCCACUUUACAAUGGCUAUCGAUCAGUAGUGGAAUCCACAAGCAAAGAAGAAAAUUUGUUAGGAUUUGCUAUCUGGGAACCACCUCAUGGUCGUUUCAAAAUGUUUAAUUAUCCUUGGAGAAACUAUGUUGAAGUAUGUGGUGCACUGAGGCAUUGUGCAUUUAUGGUGAUGGCACUCCAUGGGUGCAUUCUCUCAGAAAUACAGGUUAUCUCCAAUAUCUUUUUAUUGGUAUAUCAGAAGAUUAAAUGCUCUACACAGAAUAGGGGUCUGUCGUCCUUUUCUGAAACUCUUUCUUCCCCAUCCUGCAAGGCCCCGGCAGCAAGGCGGCAAGUUUUUCAAAGUGAGCUCCGGAGAGUUGGAGCAGAGACUGCUAAAGUUUUGCGUGAGCUUGGAAGCAAAUUUGACAAAAUGGAAAAAUUAUGCCAUGAAGACAUACUAAAAGAGGUGCAUGAAGCAGCAGAGCAAUUGCAGAGAAAGAUAGAUGAAAGGUCAUACCUACUAAUUGCAAGACAGCCUAGGGAACUGCAUGAUCCUGAACAAAAUCCUGAAAAUAAAAAGGAGAACAAAGAUAAUAUGCAAUUGGGAUCUAAGUCCUUAAGUGAAACCGUGCUGGACUUAAGGUCAGUUGCUGUUUGGACACCUAUCUCACCUACAAGAUACUCCUCAGGUAACUUGUUCAGGAAACAAGCACCGUGGCCUUCAAGUCUUGCUUUGGAUGCCGGCGAAAAUGAGUGCAGAACAUAUGAAAGUGCAAGUGCCUUAUCUUUAGCAACUUUUGCUUCCCUUUUGAUUGAAUGCGUUGCAAGGCUCCAAAGUCUUGUUGAAGCCUUUGAAGAACUAAGUGAGAAAGCAGAGUUUAUGGAGCCCAUUGUAGACUAUGCAAUUGCCAAAAAGAAGGCUAGAUUUUGUGGCAGACUCUUUGGAUGCUUAAAGUUCUCAAACUGAGAUGUGAAUUUUCUUUUAGCAGAAUAUCAUGAACUUUCACUGUAAGCAUAUAUGUUGUUGACUCAACCUUGACACUCUUCUUUCAAAAAAUAACCAUAAUAAUCAUAAUAAUAAUAAAAAAAAACCUUGCAGUUUAAA